AUGCCUAAAGCUAAAAAGCUGGGUGAUAAUCAACCACCAGUAAAACGACACAGGGAGGAUUUAGAGGACGAACUUAACAUUCACAGCGAAGGCAGUAGUCCUGUAGCUCCACAACAAAUGCAGCAAAGAGAUACGGAGACACCACUUGUGAUCCCUGCAGCCGCUGGAAAGAAAAGGAUUGCUGAUGUGGAUUAUGAUCCAAAUGAUUUCAGUCAUGAGAUGCAGAAAAUGCUGGAAGGAUUUGGAGCUGACAUAUCUAAAACCUUGAGCAACAAGAGGAAGAGAAUGGAGCAGCUAACCCAAGCCUCAUUGAAGAACACCAAUAAAAAAUUGGAGGAGGUCUGGAAAACCCAGCAGCAAGCAAGAAACAAGCUUCAGGAUGAGUUUAGUAAACAAGUGAAUUCUGUCUAUCAACAAUGGGAAUUGGACAUAGACAAAAUCAAAGAACAGGAGGAGAAACUGAAUACACUGUUCAAGCAGCAGCAGAAACUAUUCCAACAGUCGAGAAUUGUUCAGUGUCAAAGAUUAAAAACUGUCAAGGAACUCUGUGAGCAGUUUAUCAAGGGCCUGGAAGAACUUGAAAGUAAUCGACAGAGUCAGCAAGCAUCUCUUCAAGCAGAACUGAAAAAGGAGAUGCAGUUACUGCAGAAACGCAUUCUCAUGGACACUCAACAACAGGAAAUGGCCAAUAUGAGAAAAUCACUCCACUCUAUGCUGUUUUAA
Molecule: messenger RNA, 723 nt
Organism: Candidula unifasciata
Lineage: Eukaryota; Metazoa; Mollusca; Gastropoda; Stylommatophora; Geomitridae
Source: the annotation of a GenBank genome assembly